Messenger RNA from Argentina anserina (silverweed cinquefoil), 1704 nucleotides. RefSeq lists its product as uncharacterized. Gene Ontology annotation, biological process: cyclic nucleotide metabolic process. The transcript has 4 exons. Gene Ontology annotation, molecular function: 2',3'-cyclic-nucleotide 3'-phosphodiesterase activity. NCBI's taxonomy places the organism in Eukaryota, Viridiplantae, Streptophyta, Magnoliopsida, Rosales, Rosaceae. The coding region runs from base 229 to 1611 and encodes 460 amino acids. The record is from RefSeq and is a predicted model, not a curated record.
CUUUCUUUGAGUCUAAGGACUGCAGGCUCAUCACUUCAUAUUGUAGGCCAUUGUAAUGGGAUCAUCUGUCUAGUUCCAGCCCUUUCCGGUGAGGUGAUUUUAUGGAACCCGGGAAUUCAUGAAUUUAAGCCACUUCCCCCUCAGCCAUACCUUCCUGAUUCCCCAGAAAUAGUUGUGCUGCCGCCGGGUUACCCUAAAGAUGUUCCCUACACUAUACAUAGGACGUACAUGGAUAAUUUAGGAUUUGGCUAUGAUCCCAGGUCUACUGACUACAAAGUUGUUAACAUCGGAGUUCCUCGUGUGGAAUAUUUUCGUGAUGGAUAUGAUAUUAAGCUUCCUCUUAAAACAGCUGUAUAUGCAUUGAGUACUGAUUCUUGGAGAGAGAUGAAGACUUUUUCUUUGGAAACAGAAUCUACUAUCCUUUUGCUUGAACGCUUCCAGGUGUACUUCAAUGGAAUGUGUUAUUGGUCUGGACAGGAAUUGCAUAAGGAAAUACUUAUAUAUGACGCGAUGAAUGAGGAAAUCAUUAGGGACAUUAUCAUUUUGUUUGAUAUGGCUGAGGAGGUAUUUCAUGAGAUGUUGUUGCCGGAUAGUCUAUAUGAUCCCUUCGUACAUUGUUUUAGCUAUCAACUCCUAGUGUGGAAUGAAUCGAUUGCUCUUUUUGGAUUGCAAAAUGAUGGAUCACUAUAUGGUGAAUCUUUUGGAAUAUGGGUGAGAGAUGAAUUUGAUGGUCCUAAGAGCCCUUGGAUCAAACAUGUAUCUUUCGAGCUCAUUGAAAAGCCAUUAGCAUUUCUGAAGCAUGAUGAGAUCCUUAUGGCGGAGGCCGACACAAUGAACACAAAGGGAAACAUAUUCUCUUAUAACCUCAGUACCAAGAAGCGCAAGUAUCUUCCCAUUCAAAGCAUGCAAAAUGACUCUAAAGUUGUUGCUUAUGACAAUUACAGUAUAGUUUCAAUUUUGGGUGUCAACAAGCUGGAGAAAACGGAUAAUUAUACCAUGGAUGGCUCUUGUUUUUGGGAGUACUCUUCUUUCCCAUCUUCUGUGGUAGGCAAUGAAUGGCAUUCGUAUUCAGUAUGGGCAAUACCACCAGAUGAUGUGUCUCUCAGGGUCAAGAAGGUGAUGCAGGGCCUUAGAUCGGAGUUUGGUGGCCCGGAAAUUGAGCCGCAUAUUACUGUUGUGGGGUCUAUUCGAAUGACACAUGAGGAUGUGUGUAACAAGUUUAGAUCUCUUCAGUCUUGUGUUACUUCUGGCUACAAAGCUAAAGUUAACAGUGUGGUAAUUAGGAGUUUCUAUUACCAGUGUGUUUCGCUCCUCAUUGAUUCCUCAUUUUCGAAUGAUGAUGAGUCCUAUCAGUUAUGGACAGCAACGGGAUCCUGCGGUAGUUGUUUUGGUUUCAAGAAUGGUGUUAGGCCACAUUUGAGUCUGCUAUAUGGAAAUCUGACAGAAGAAGAGAGUAGAAAAGCUCAAGAAAAGGUUAAAAGUCUGGAUGAGAGCAUUACCAGCAUGAGCUUCCCCAUAACUCGACUUGCAUUGUACAAAAUUGACUACAAAGAUAAGACUCUCAAGUCGUGGGAGAAGAUUGCUGAAUACACCCUGCGAUAUCUCGAUUAGUUCUCCUAAUCACCUGCUUAUCAAAGCUUGUUAUAUGAUUAGACUGUAUCAGCCUUAAGUGUCUCGAUCUGUUGCAAUCAUGUAUUAGAAUCG